AGACGGGGCUACUUUCUGACCAGAGAGGAGGAGAGAGCAUGGGGGUGGGGGACCAUGCCUCGGCCCUAGCACGGAUUGUCGCCGACCUCCGCCUGGUGGGGGACCGGCGUUCUGCCUCAUGUGGUAAGUCCCCCAAGCCUGCCACUUCAGCCAGCUGCCACUUUGCCCCUUUCUGGGGCAAAUUCGGACUGGGAGCAUCCUUCUUGCCGCCCAGCCGUGGGUUUGGGUUCCGAGAGUGGACAGGGUGAAGCUCAGCUGGGAACCCCAGGUCCAGGCUGCUGAGGCUUGGAGAACCGCCCCUGCGGCGGCCGCCGGGGCUCACACGUCGGGGUUGGGCAGCCUCAGUCGUGUGCAAGGCGCUGUUUGCCACCGCGAAUUCCCAUUCUUUGAUUUUCCUAGCUGGGGGGAUUAAAUGGUAAACGUGGAAGAUACCCGGGUAGCACCAUUACUGUAAACAUUUAACAGGCUCAUGCCAGAGGAUCUUGUGGGUUUUUUUCCUAAGUUUAAAUGAUACUUCUGUUUAAACGUCAGAGUGUUACUCUUCCACCGUGGAAGCGAAUCUUAGUUGAAUAUCUUUUUCAGGUGAAUCCUCACAGUGUUCCCUUUAUUAAAGUUUGUGCAGUUCAGUUUACCUGGGGUGUCUCAUUUGCUGUGAGUGCUAAGCGUGGAGGCGAGGGAAUGCAGAGCCAGGUGAUUAGACAUCAGUCCUCCAGAGUGGAUACAGAUGUUCCACCGGUUAUCCAGCUUCUCAAAGCUGGGAAAGCCAAGGAAGUGUCCUACAACGCUCUAGCCUCACACAUAAUUUCGGAGGACGGGGACAAUCCUGAGGUUGGAGAAGCUCGGGAAGUCUUUGAUUUACCUGUGGUUAAGCCAUCUUGGGUGAUUUUGUCCGUUCAGUGUGGAGCUCUUCUGCCAGUAAAUGGUUUUUCUCCAGAGUCAUGUCAAAUUUUUUUUGGAAUCACUGCCUGCCUCUCCCAGGUGUCGUCUGACGACAGGAGUGCCUUGUGGGCUCUGCUCACUUUCUACGGGGGGCAGUGCCAGCUACAGCUCGACAGGAGGUGCACGCACCUGGUCGUCCCAGAACCGAAGGGGGAGAAAUACGAAUGUGCGCUCAAGAGAGCAAGUAUUAAAAUCGUGACUCCUGACUGGGUCCUGGAUUGCGUAUCUGAAAAAACCAAAAAAGAUGAAGCAUUUUAUCAUCCUCGACUCAUUAUUUAUGAAGAGGAGGAGGAAGAGGGGGAAGAGGAGGUGGAAAAUGAGCAGGAUUCCCCAAAUGAGGGUAGUACGGAUGGAAAAUCAAGCCCUGCCAGUUCUCAGGAAGGGUCUCCCUCAGGGGACCAGCAGUUCUCACCCAAAUCCAACACCGAAAAAUCCAAAGGGGAGUUGAUGUUUGACGAUUCUUCAGAUUCAUCGCCUGAAAAACAAGAGAGAAAUUUAAAUUGGACCCCCGCUGAAGUCCCGCAGUUAGCUGUGGCGAAACGCAGACUGCCCACGGGAAAGGAGCCGGGCUUGAUCAACUUGUGCGCCAACGUGCCACCCGUCCCGGGCGGCAUCUUACCUCCUGAGGUCCGGGGCAACCUCAUGGCUUCGGGACAGAGCCUCCAAAGCUCCGAAAGGUCGGAAAUGAUCGCUGCAUGGAGUCCAGCUGUGCGGACAUUGAGAAACAUUACUAAUAAUGCGGACAUGCAGCAGAUUAGCCGACCGUCCAACGUAGCACACAUCUUACAGUCCCUUUCCGCACCUACAAAAAACUUAGAGCAGCCGGUGAAUCACAGCCAGCAGGGCCACCCGAAUGCCAACGCAGUGCUUUUCAGCCAGGUGAAGGUGGCUCCGGAGCCACAUCUGCCGCAGCAGCCGCCACAGCCGCCGCCACCGCCCCCGCCCCCGCCGCACCCGGUGCUGCAUCUUCCCGCGCAGCAGCUCCUGCAGCUCCAGCCGCAGCCGCAGAUCUCCCAGCAGCCUUAUCCCCAGCAGCCGCCGCACCCCUUCCCCCCACAGCCACUGCCCUUCCCCCAGCAGCCGCUGCACCGGCCCCAGCAGCCCCUGCAGCCGCACGCCCUGCAGCAGCAGCUGCACCAGCUCCAGCAGCAGCAGCUCCAGCAGCAGCAGCUGCACCAAAUUCAGAUUGAACUCAGCAAAAUAAACGCUUUAUUAGUUUUUGUGCACACAGAGUCAUAUAUUCAUGGGGUUGUACUGUUCUUGUGUAAUUCUGUGCCAGUUCCGGAAGAAGGCUUCUUACUGGGAUGUGUGUUUGCAAUUGCGGAUUAUCCGGAGCAGAUGUCAGAUAAGCAGCUGUUGGCCACCUGGAAAAGGAUUAUCCAGAUGCACGGUGGUGCUGUGGACCCCACGUUCUCCAGCCGGUGCACACACCUCCUGUGCGAGAGUCAGGUCAGCAGUGCGUACGCGCAGGCGAUCAGGGAAAGGAAGAGGUGUGUCACUGCACACUGGCUGAACAUGGUCCUGAAGAAGAAAAAGCUGGUGCCCCCUCACCGCGCCCUUCACUUCCCGGUGGCGUUCCCCCCAGGAGGAAAGCCCUGCUCUCAGCACAUUAUUUCUGUGACUGGAUUUGUCGACAGUGACAGAGACGACCUGAAGCUAAUGGCUUACCUGGCGGGCGCCAAGUACACGGGCUACCUGUGCCGCAGCAACACGGUGCUCAUCUGCAGAGAACCGACUGGUUUAAAGUAUGAGAAAGCCAAGGAGUGGCGGAUACCCUGCGUGAAUGCCCAGUGGCUCGGCGACAUUCUGCUGGGGAACUUCGAGGCGCUGAGGCAGGUCCACUACGGCCGCUACACAGCCUUCAGUCUGCAGGAGCCGUUUGCCCCAACCCCGCACUUGGUUUUAAGUCUGCUGGAUGCUUGGAGAGUCCCGCUGAAGGUGUCGGCAGAGGUGCUGAUGGGUGUGAGAUUACCUCCCAAACUGAAACAGAAUGAAGUCACCAACAUCCAGCCUUCUUCCAAAAGAGCCAGAAUCGAAGAUAUACCCCCUCCCACUAAGAAGUUAACACCAGAAUUGACCCCUUUUGUGCUUUUCACUGGGUUUGAGCCUAUCCAGGUGCAACAGUAUAUUAAGAAGCUCUACAUUCUCGGGGGCGAGGUCGCCGAGUCCGCGCAGAAGUGCACACACCUCAUCGCCAGCAAAGUGACGCGCACGGUGAAGUUCCUGACGGCCAUCUCAGUGGUGAAGCACAUCGUGACGCCGGAGUGGCUGGAGGAGUGUUUCAAGUGUCAGAAGUUUGUCGAUGAGCAGAACUACCUCCUCCGAGACGCUGAGGCCGAGGUGCUGUUCUCUUUCAGUCUGGAAGAGUCCCUGAAAAGGGCGCACGCCUCCCCACUCUUCAAGGCAAAAUAUUUUUAUAUCACACCUGGAAUCUGCCCAAGUCUCUCAACCAUGAAGGCGAUCGUGGAGUGUGCAGGAGGACGAGUGCUGUCCAAACAGCCGUCUUUCCGGAAACUCGUGGAGCACAAGCAAAAUAAGAGUUUGUCAGAAAUAAUUUUAAUAUCCUGUGAAAAUGACCUCCACUUAUGUCGAGAAUAUUUUGCCAGAGGAAUAGAUGUGCACAACGCGGAGUUUGUUCUAACUGGCGUGCUUACACAGACACUGGACUAUGAGUCAUAUAAAUUUAACUGAUGGCAUCUACACUGCGACUGGAGCCCCGGGAUGACGUCUGGCUGCGCCCGCUGUCGCCAAAGCGGGCCGCACUCCCCUUCAGAUGCCCGUGUUUUCCAGCUGCUUUAGGAGACAGGCAUUUUAAAGCAGGAGAACAAAUAUAAUAAAUAUAUUGCAUCUUA
Messenger RNA from Ailuropoda melanoleuca (giant panda), 3791 nucleotides. RefSeq names its product PAX interacting protein 1 (gene PAXIP1). Gene Ontology annotation, biological process: positive regulation of transcription initiation by RNA polymerase II. Lineage: Eukaryota; Metazoa; Chordata; Mammalia; Carnivora; Ursidae. The transcript has 21 exons. The coding region runs from base 508 to 3630 and encodes 1040 amino acids. The record is from RefSeq and is a predicted model, not a curated record. Gene Ontology annotation, cellular component: nucleus.